AUGGCGCAGGAUGGCGCACCGGAAGCACGGCGAGUGGGCGUACAGGUCCUGUACAGACUGCUGCAGUUCUUUGCCUUCACGAUCCUCCUCCAAUUCGUCGCUGGCCUGCGCCACUACAGCCUCUACGACCUCGCCUGGGUGCCCAAGGGCAUCGUCACGCUCUGGCGCUGGAUGUGGGCCGCCGUCGAUUACGUCCUACUCGACAUGGACUGGGUCCAGCCCCUGCAGCGCCUCAUCGUCGAUCACAUCUGGCCCCUGUGGCGCGACUACUGGAUCCUCGCGGCCGUGUGCACGGUCAUCUGGGAGCGCCUGCACCCGACGCUGCAGACGGACUACGACAUCUACGCGCCCCCGAUUGAGGACGAUGACUAGGCGGCGCUAGCGUGGGCGCUCGGUUGACUGUGGCACAGCUCAAGGUUAUCUACGUUACAGCUCGCCCGUUAGUAUGUCACUGAUUAGGAAAGAUGCGUCAGUACCUUUGGUUGUGCUGAAAGCCAGUUGCCACUCGCGUGUUGAUUGGGGAUCCUGGACAGAACACUGGGGUACCUCAGCCUUGCAUGUGCUGAGCCCUUAGCGGUUGCGAUUGGCAGCUUGAUUGUCGAGCCAGGCCUUUGCCAGAUCGAAUCAAGCCUUCGGUGCAAGGGGCUUUAGAAUCUUGCUGGCUGCGCUUUUGAAGCAUCAUCACUAUAUGCUCGUCAAGCGGACCUGACCAAUUCUGGGAUGUUCUACUCAUUGCACAGUGGUAGGCGCAGUUUUUGGCCUGAUGGUCUCUACAAAAACGUGCACUUCGCUUAUAAUUCACGGCUGGGUGUUUCGAAGCAUCACAACAUGCGGU
This is a messenger RNA of Klebsormidium nitens, 835 nucleotides long. Lineage: Eukaryota; Viridiplantae; Streptophyta; Klebsormidiophyceae; Klebsormidiales; Klebsormidiaceae. The record is from the annotation of a GenBank genome assembly.